Molecule: messenger RNA, 801 nt
Organism: Selaginella moellendorffii
Lineage: Eukaryota; Viridiplantae; Streptophyta; Lycopodiopsida; Selaginellales; Selaginellaceae
Product: sm-like protein LSM7
Exons: 6
Coding region: 50-355 (101 amino acids)
Biological process (GO): mRNA splicing, via spliceosome; nuclear-transcribed mRNA catabolic process
Cellular component (GO): spliceosomal tri-snRNP complex; catalytic step 2 spliceosome; U2-type prespliceosome
Molecular function (GO): RNA binding
Source: RefSeq, a predicted model, not a curated record
AAGUUUUUAAAUCGGGGAAUUUAGGGCAAGAUAGGGUUUUAGAAGAGACAUGUCGAAUCGCAAGGAGACUGUGCUCGAUUUGGCCAAGUUCAUCGACAAGGGCGUGUGCGUCAAACUCAGUGGCGGGCGCCAAGUGAUCGGGACCUUGAAAGGCUAUGACCAGCUACUCAAUCUCGUCCUGGAUGAGGCAGUCGAGUACUUGAGAGAUCACGAUGAUCCAUUGAAGACAACGGAUCAAACCAGAGCUCUCGGCCUAGUGGUUUGUAGAGGUACUGCGGUGAUGCUCGUCGCUCCAACCGAUGGUACCGAAGAAAUCGCCAACCCUUUCGUGACACAAGAUCCGGCCGUGAUAUAGUCUCGAGGGAAAAGCCUUUUUUUUUUUCUCUCCAUCGCUGAGCCUGCAAGAAUGCGUCUCUUCCUCAAGCCAAGCAGAUCCACUUAUCUCUCAACUCUUCCCAUCCAAAUUGGAGAUGCUCGCUCAGUCUUCGAUGGUGUGAUCCCCCACUUCGAACUUGAUGCUCUCGGCUUAUGCCAAGAACGGGCAUUUGGAAGGAGAUUUACGGGCUUGGUUUUGUGAAGUGCCAUGUUAAAUCGCGUUCUUUUGAUCGAUGCGGAAGAAGGAUCUAGCUCUUUUGAUCGUGGAAAACUGAUGUUAGGGAGAAGAGGUAUUUGGUUUCAGGUGCCGGAGAUUCUUUCAAUGAGGACAUAGAAGUGGUGGGGUGGUUUUUUGAUGGAAUGAUGUGGUUCGUGGAACACAAUUAUCGAGAAUGUUAGGAAUAUAUUUGAUGAUUCGCAAGAAAA